Molecule: messenger RNA, 1773 nt
Organism: Penicillium odoratum
Lineage: Eukaryota; Fungi; Ascomycota; Eurotiomycetes; Eurotiales; Aspergillaceae
Product: phosphatidylinositol-3-phosphate-binding protein BEM1
Exons: 4
Coding region: 1-1773 (590 amino acids)
Biological process (GO): conjugation with cellular fusion
Cellular component (GO): mating projection tip
Molecular function (GO): phosphatidylinositol binding; protein binding
Source: RefSeq, a predicted model, not a curated record
AUGAAGGCUAUCAGGCGGUCCUUGAAAGGGGAGAAAGAUCCCAAACAUCACCAUAUUUCUAUCACCCCUAAGUCCGCCCUUGCCAUUCUACCUCCUAAGAAGGUAAUCAAAGCACUCUACGACUAUAAACCGGAGCCCGGAACUUCUCAGGAAUUGUCUUUCAGCAAGGGAGACUUCUUUCACGUUAUCAGCAGGGAGGACGACGAAGACUGGUACGAGGCUUGUAAUCCACUCAUCCCUAGUGCUCGGGGGCUCGUGCCCGUGUCCUUCUUCGAAGUUAUCGGUAAAAACGAAAGGGAUAGUGGGGGUUCGGUCGAUCUGCAUAAAAAGGAACACCACGACUCUGGUUUCGCCGACCGCAGUCCCGCUUCCGACUCAUCACCCAUCAACACUAGCCAACCAAUUUUCAGAAUGUCUGCCAUCGCCAAGGGCCAGGGGGCUAUGGUUUAUGGCAUUGUCCAAUACGACUUUCAGGCGGAACGUCCCGAUGAAUUAGACGCUCGCGCCGGCGAGGCCAUCAUUGUUAUUGCCCAGUCCAACCCGGAAUGGUUUGUCGCGAAACCCAUCGGCCGUCUGGGGGGUCCUGGUCUGAUUCCCGUCUCCUAUAUUGAACUGCGCGAUAUGCAGUCUGGUCAGGCGGUGACAGAUCCCCUCGAUGCAGUGCGACGCGCUGGAGUCCCCAAGGUGGAGGAAUGGAAGAAGAUGACUGCCGAAUAUAAGAACAGCAGCAUCACCCUGGGGAAAAUCGACUCUUCUCCCACAAACAAUGGCAUGGGACAAGUUACUGCCUCAAUGGACCAAAUGUCGAUGAGCUCUGGAAACUCUGGCCACAUGAGUCAGAACGGCAAUGCCUAUGGAUAUCACCAGCGCAAUGCUAGCAAAGGCACUCUGGCUUCGCAGGCUCAACCGUCGCAGGCCCCGCACAACUACCCCCUCCUUGCCCCUGUCGCCGCUUCGAUUCCCCGCUACUGCUUCGACAACGACAAAUACUGGUAUAUUAUUGAGGCCAAGAUGGAAGAUGGUCGAUGCUGGGAAUUGUCGCGUUACUACCACGACUUCUACGACUUCCAGAUUGCGCUUUUGACCCAGUUUGAGGACGAGGCUGGUAACCGAGGACGGCAACGAACCCUGCCAUUCAUGCCGGGUCCUGUUACCCAUGUGACCGAUGCCAUUUCCAACGGCCGCCGACAGAACUUGGACGAAUAUAUCAAGAAGCUCCUGGCAAUGCCGCCACACAUCUCUCGAUGCACACUGGUCCGUCAGUUGCUUGCGCCUCGGCCAGGAGACUUUGAAAUUGACCCGAACGCAUUUGGUGAGGAGGCACGGUACUCCGACAACUCCCAUCACUCAUCUGCGGAGCCUAGUCAAAGUGUAUCGCGCCAGUCCUCACAACUACCGAUGAAUGGAUCGCAAGAUCGUAUUUCGCAACAGCAACAAGGCCUCGGUGCACCAGGCUUGGCAACUUACGGGAACGGCGGUCCACCACCAAUGAACCGACAGGCAAGCUCCCUGACCCAAUCCUCUACUUCAAACACCGCGAUGAAGGUCAAAGUCUUCUUCCAGGAUGAUCUUAUCGCUAUUCGCAUCCCCUCCGGCGUCAGCAUGCAGCAUCUCAAGGACAAGCUUUCAGAUCGCCUGAAGAUCCAGGACGAUAUUAUCGUGCAGUACAAGGACGAGGCUUCUGGUACCUAUGUCGACCUCCACUCUGACUCAGAUUUGGAGAAUGCUAUGCAACGGAAUACAAAGCUCACUCUGUUUGUCAGCAUCGCCUAA